Molecule: messenger RNA, 2643 nt
Organism: Lutra lutra (Eurasian river otter)
Lineage: Eukaryota; Metazoa; Chordata; Mammalia; Carnivora; Mustelidae
Product: translation initiation factor IF-2-like
Exons: 4
Coding region: 1-1461 (486 amino acids)
Source: RefSeq, a predicted model, not a curated record
AUGAACUGCUACCUGCUGUUCCUAAAUACAUGUACUCUGCAAGACAGGAUCCAGUUAAAAGAAAAUUCCCGAAUCCAAGGGCAGAUGCUAGAGUCUCCGAUCAUUCCCAUUUUACAGACAAGGAAGCCGAAGCGCAGGACUCUGAAAGGCUAUCAGCGACCUACCCCGGAGGAAAAGGGUCAUAUUCAACCGUGGAUCUGGGCGCGACUUACAUUCGUUCUGGUAAAAGUGUUUUCUUCGUCCCGGCGCGUCCUCGGUCACAGCAGCACACGCCACGCGCCUGACCCCCGAGCUGGAGUCCGGGACGGGCGCCCUCCCCGGCUCGUCCCCGUGUGCAAUGUGGUCGCGCACGGGCCGGGGAGCGACAGGACCGAGGCACCAAGCCCCAGCGCCCCGCUGCUCGGACCCUCAGCGGGCGCCUGGGGCGCCUCCAGGUCCGCUCGGGUCCCCACGUGUCCUGCGAGUCGCCGAAGGGCCCCCCGCCCCCCCCCCCUCCACAGGGCCCGGCGCGAGCCCGCGCUCACCGUGGUCGCCGGGCGAAGGGACAGCGGGCGCCCCCGGCCAGCGGCGGGUCCGGUACCGAAGCCUCCGUCCGGCCUCAGCGCGCGGCGAGGAAGAACCCGCGGCCCCGGGGGCUGCCGUUCCCCGGGCUCGGGGCUGCCGGCCGGGGCUGCGCUCCUCCGGGAGGGCGGCGGGACGCUCUGUCCGCGGCGCCGGUACCCGAGGCCGCCUGGGCCCCCGCUUUCGGCCCCGGAACGGAGAAGCGCACGGCCGCGCCCACACCGACGGCCCCCGCGCCGGCCGCCCCCUCCCGUCAUCCGCGCGGCUCACGGCCGGGGCAGCCGCGGGCCCGGAGCGCCAUCGGCGCGGGGCGGGCUGCGGCCCGCGCGGUCCCCGCAGCUCCGGCGCCGCCUCCCCGCCCGCGCGCGGCUCCCUGGAGCGGCGGCACUCGGAGGACCGGGUGUCCUUCGGCCCAGCUCCGCGCCCCGGGCCCCUCCUCCCGCCGCCGCGCCCGCCGCGCACUCCUCGCGGGUUCGCGCCCCGCACCAGCAGCCGGGCCGGCGGUGGCGGACAACCGGCGCUCGGGUCCCGGGCGCGUCCUCCGCGGGCGGCGGUCAGGUGGGAGGACUCCGGGCGGGGGCGCCGGGCGGGGGCCGGGCCACCCGCGCCCGCGCUCACCCCCGCGUGCGGCUUCCUGCCCCGCGGGAAACCAGACCCCAAAGUUCCCGGAACGCGGGAGCGAGCAGCCCCCCACCCCGGCCCGCGUCUGAGCCCGCGGAGCUGCGGGCUGUGCGGGGCUCGGCCCGGGUGACCCGAGGGGCUGCCCUGAGGCCUCCGCGCGGGCCGGGCCGAGCUGGCUGCGGGGACCGUGCGGGCGCCCGGGGCUGUGCGCUCCCCGCGGCCUUCCUGGUGACGGCUUGGAGGGCGGUCGAGGCUUCGCCCAACCCGCGGGGCCCCUAGCACUCACCGCUCGCAGGGGCGCCGGGGCUCGGCGCUGCCCCCCGCUCGCCCGGGACGGUGCGGAGCCUGGUUCAAGAGCCCGCGGCUGCUCGCGCUCCGCUCGGGAGACACUCAGAACCGGGUUCGGGUUCGCUUCUCAGAACACAGCACCUCGGCGCAAACACGUCUCCCGCUCCUCCGACCGCGGAUGUCUCCCGCGACGGGCCAUGGGCCGGCGGUGUCCUCCCGCACUGGCCCGCAGGCGGCCGACUCUGAGAGGCGGUAGCAGGGACCGCGGUUCCGGUGCGUUGCAAGGCGCGCUGCUCGGCGGGGUCCGCGCCCGGGGACACCCUGGGGGCCUCUCGGACCCCGCGGCUGCACGACGUCGAGAACGAGCCGAACCACCCCCACGAUCCGGACACCACCCGACCGCCAGCUCUUGGGACGCACACGAGCAUCCCUGCGCCGCCAGACCGCGGAGCCCUUGACGGCAAAGAUCAGACAAAGUCUACGCAGCACCUGCCGGAUUUCAGACGAGCCGCGCUUUCUUAUUUAUUGCUUAAUUAACUACGGUGACUGAGCUGUACAAUACGGGAGCCCCCAAAUGUGACUUUCCGUCGUGAGAACGUGACUAGUAGAACUGGAGCGGGUGGGAAUACACCUACACUGAUGCGUCGGGCAAGCAUCCCAUUUUAAUAUAUGCAAACUGAUGACACUAAUACCAGCAAAUACUUAAGUUCUACAUAUUCCGGGCGUAUCAUGCUGACUAAUUAGGGUCAAAAGCAAGGAGCCACCUUUAGGCCUGCUUCUCACGGACAGCAUCUCGUCGCUUGCUCUCCUGCUUUCCCGGCACUAAGCCGUUACCAGCCUCGUGCUGGACUGAUCCAUGAGGCCUCUGGGUUCCCUGCCCAGAGAGCAGUGUCAGCCCUUGAUGUGCUCCAGGCGAGAGAAGAGAAAUUCAGAAAUUUGUGUUUUCCUUCCCAGUUACAGAGAAGAGGCGGGCAAGGAAACUGCCCUGGACCCCACUAGAAGAGAAUGACGCACACAGGCGUCCUUUCACUCGGUUCGGAGACUCACGGGAUCGUCCUUGCCAAGGGUCAGCUGUCCCCUGCUCCAUUGGCCUCAAGAAUGAAUGAGCCCACGCGGGAGCGGCCUUGCUGGGCCUCCUGGCCCCAGUUCUACAUUCUGAGUUUUGGUACUGUG